This is a messenger RNA of Aspergillus fumigatus Af293, 318 nucleotides long. RefSeq lists its product as uncharacterized. NCBI's taxonomy places the organism in Eukaryota, Fungi, Ascomycota, Eurotiomycetes, Eurotiales, Aspergillaceae. The record is from RefSeq and is a predicted model, not a curated record. The coding region runs from base 1 to 318 and encodes 105 amino acids. The transcript has 2 exons.
AUGUCCACCGAAACCAGUGACGCAACUCAGGCCCAGCAGACCUGGAAGGCUCCCCCAGCAGGCUCUCCAUGUUGGGUGGAGAUUCCUGCACGGGAUACCCAAAAACUCAAGGUCGGUUCACGGUUUUGCGGCGACUCUCUGGUCAAGCGCGCUGAAAGAGUCUCCCGUCUAGGAUUGACCGGAGGCAUCGUCCAGAUGCCGGAGGGUUGCGCUCCAACAGAGCAGAUCAUGGGGAGUGGGAUGACCGUGUACUACUUGGUCGACUCUCUUGACAUGGUCAGUUCUUUGUCGAAUACUUCAAGAUUGAUACCUUUAUAG